CAUCAAAUAUGAUCACUAUAACGUUAUUUACAUUGGUGCCAACUAUCACAAAAUUUUUAAAAAUCACUGAAAAUGUGAUGUCAAAAAAUGUUGGUAAUACGCAUAUUAAUCGGUUUGAAAGAAAACGUCAAGAGGCACCUACAUGUGCAAAAUAUCACAAAAUACAUUAUAUUUUAUAUAAUUGGUAGAAAUGGAGUAUGAACUUAUUGAUCUUAACGACUAUUCAACUUGUGUCAUAUGCGAGAAGUACGUUAAUUUGGUUCCAGUUCGAUUUAGACGCUUCCUAUAUGACCGAAAAUUUAGCCUAGAUAACCUUCUGGAGCGCAUAUUUCAAGCCUAUGAGUUUCUGAUAUGUGAAAAAUGUUGCAAAAAAUUAUCUGCUGCCAUACGUUGUUAUAACGAUGACUCUAGGUUUUGUUUUCUACGCAAGAAUAAAGAAUAUUCUCCCCUCAUUAGAUUCCUUGAAUAUGAAACUGGAGAAUAUAUAAACUAUCGAUGUUUCGACAUUUGUACCGUUUUAAAAGAUAUUUAUACUGCAAUAAAUUCGAAAGGUUGGUCCUUUAUAGACAAAUUGGAAUACGAGAUUGAACAGCAUUUAAUGGAUGAUUACUAUCUUGACAAAUACGAAACGGCAUUUUCUGCGGUUUCUGUUCAGGUAACUUUCCCACGAACCAUUCCCAGGCCUAUCGACAAGGUCAUACUACUGCUAAUAAAAGCAAUUAAAUUUGGCAUUAAUUUAAAGGAGAUCGAACACUUCAUGAAAAAUGUUAAACUAUGAAAUAGUAGUACAUUGUUUGAAAUUAGUUGUGCAUUACACAAUAUUUUCCGAUGAUAUUAAUAUAAAUUGUGAUGUUUCGUAAU
Molecule: messenger RNA, 861 nt
Organism: Photinus pyralis (common eastern firefly)
Lineage: Eukaryota; Metazoa; Arthropoda; Insecta; Coleoptera; Lampyridae
Exons: 4
Coding region: 191-778 (195 amino acids)
Source: RefSeq, a predicted model, not a curated record